GCUCUCGCGAGAGUUGGGCGCGUCCGUCUCCCCGGCGACGGCGCGGCCGCGUCUGCUGCGCCCAUGGCCGGAGCGGCGCCCUCGCCCGAGGCCGGCCUGCAGCAGGGGAGGGCCGGGGCCGGGGCCGGGGCCGGGGCCGGGGCCGGGGCCGGGGCCGGGGCCGCGCGGGGCCCGCGCCCGCCUCGCCCGCCGCCGCUAGACCCCUCGCCCUCGGCGCUGUCCCUGCAGACGCGGCUGGUGGAGAACCAGCCCUACGACGAGAGCCUGGACGUCACCGAGCCCGAGGACGUGGCCAGCCUCUACGCGCCCAGCCCCACCCAGCCAGGCCGCCGCCCGCCCGGAGCUCAGCGCAAGGCCGCCGUGGCCGAGGACGACAGCGAGGAGGAGGAGGAGGAGGAAGACAGCGAGGAGCGCCUGAAGGAGAAGGCGGCAGCGGCCCAGAUGGCCUCCCAGCAGCGCUUCAGCCAGAGCGAGGUGGGUGAUGAAGACGAGGACUCCUCAGAGACGGACUCGGAGGACGACGACGACGACGAGGACCACGGCAUCCCCCUGGAGGGGGGAUACAACCCAGUGGAGUAUGAAUGCCUGCCUGUAGCUCCAGAGAUCAAAGACCUUUUCCAGUAUGUCCGGAGGUAUUCCCCACAACUGAUUGACCUGGAUAACAAGCUAAGGCCUUUCAUUCCAGAAUUUAUUCCUGCAGUAGGAGACAUUGAUGCCUUUUUAAAGGUGCCCCGCCCAGAUGGGAAGCCAGAUAAUCUGGGCCUGUUGAUGCUAGAUGAACCAUCGAUUAAGCAGUCAGACCCUACGGUGCUCUCUCUCUGGCUCACAGAAAACUCCAAGCAGCACAGUGUGGCUCAGCAGAUAAAAGUGAAGAGCGUAGAGAAUGCCGAGAAGAAUCCCAAAGCCAUCGACAACUGGGUUGAGAGCAUCAGCGAGCUCCAUCGCUGCAAACCUCCUGCCUCUGUGCACUAUGCUAGGCCCAUGCCUGAAAUAGACACACUGAUGCAAGAGUGGCCCCCUGACUUUGAAGAACUGCUAGGCAAGGUGAGCCUCCCCACAGCAGACAUCAGCUGUAGCCUUGCUGAAUAUGCAGACAUGAUAUGUGCUACUCUGGACAUUCCUGUCUACAGGAGUCGCAUCCAGUCUCUGCACACACUGUUCUCGCUCUACUCGGAAUUCAAAAACUCCGUGCAUUUCAAUGCCCUGGCAAAGGACAAGAAGGCCACAAGCCCUCCCUCCAACCCUGCCUCGCAAGCUGGAGAGACGGAUCUUCUGAGCUUCCCCUGAGCCAUGCAAGGGAACUGCCCGCCCAGUCUCACCACAAGCACUGGGAGCUCAAAGGCAUUCUCUGGACAGCAAGAGUGAGGGACCCGCCCCCCCACAGCAGUUACAGCUGUAACAGUCUCAAAAGGCCCCCAAGUCACCCCUAGUUCAGCAGCCCACCAUCCCAGGCUCUUGGCUGUCAGCUUAAGUUUGGAUCUUACUCUGAUUUGUUCUGGACAGUGCCUGUGGGCACUAGUUGAAGCCCUAGUUAAAUUCUUGGGCCUUGUUCACCUGCCAGCAAGGAAAACCUAGCCCACCAACAAUCUCUCUCUCUGCCUCUGGCACAGGGUUCUGUGCUCUGAUUUGCAAGUGGAGGGAAUGUGGGCCUGGCUUGGUUUUGUUCAGCUACAAUAUUGUGAUCUUAUAAAAUCAAUACAACCCAGAAA
Messenger RNA from Eublepharis macularius, 1709 nucleotides. It is a transcript of the gene IFT46, whose product is annotated as intraflagellar transport 46. The transcript is spliced from 11 exons. The record is from RefSeq and is a predicted model, not a curated record. NCBI's taxonomy places the organism in Eukaryota, Metazoa, Chordata, Lepidosauria, Squamata, Eublepharidae. Gene Ontology annotation, cellular component: intraciliary transport particle B; motile cilium; centrosome. Gene Ontology annotation, biological process: intraciliary transport; cilium assembly. Bases 64 to 1287 code for a protein of 407 amino acids.